Acyrthosiphon pisum (pea aphid) is the source of this 4416-nucleotide messenger RNA. Its product is annotated as tryptophan 2,3-dioxygenase-like. The transcript is spliced from 9 exons. NCBI's taxonomy places the organism in Eukaryota, Metazoa, Arthropoda, Insecta, Hemiptera, Aphididae. Bases 427 to 1509 code for a protein of 360 amino acids. The record is from RefSeq and is a predicted model, not a curated record. Gene Ontology annotation, molecular function: metal ion binding; heme binding; L-tryptophan 2,3-dioxygenase activity.
CUGUACAAUUAUAACGAAUAGGUCUAUGAACCUAUUAAUUAUUAUGUAACUAUAACGAUAGCAGGAUAACUCAAUCCUUUCAGACUUUCGUACGCGCCUAUUGCCUUGGAAAAGAUAUUAGAUUACUUGGACGGUUUUGCUAUAAGCUUUACCCUUGCUGUAGGUUUUCGCCACAUAUGAGACUACAUUACAUAUUUGACUGCUAAAUCGAGUAUAAGCCUAGGUAUAUGAAUUCUAUUAAUCAGUAGACAGCGUGUCGUUUAGUUCAUAUUAUACUUUUCUUUAUAAAAACAUAUCGCAUAAGUCAAGACUCAAGGGUUAAAUCGUAUCCAGAAUAAAUUAAACGUAUUAUAAUAAGGUAUACGUCGAUUACGUCGUAUAUACCUACCGAUCGUUUUUUAUAGAAUUGAACGCAUUUACCGAAAAAUGAGUUGUAUCAACGGUAAAGAUAGAGUCAAUGAUCAACAAAAUAACAGAAGGUGUAAACAGAAUGUUAUCGCAGCCAAUGGUUAUGCAGAUUAUCUACAACUUGACAAACUUUUAGAUUCUCAGACAAUGUUAAGUAAGCAAAACGGUAGAGUUUCGUACGACGAGCAUCUCUUCAUAGUUACUCAUCAAGCUUACGAGUUGUGGUUCAAGCAGAUUUUAUUCGAAAUGGAUAUUGUUUGUAAAUUAUUAUCUGCUAACCUUUGGAAUAACGAGCACGAAAUGUUCAACAUCUUAAAGCGUUUAGGUAGGAUUUCAUCAAUUAUCAAGUUACUACUAGAACAUUUUGGUGUUUUGGAAACCAUGACUCCUUACGAUUUUGCUGAAUUUCGUGAUUAUCUAAAACCAGCAUCAGGGUUCCAGAGUCUUCAAUUCCGAAUGAUUGAAAGUAAAUUAGGAUUAAAAAAGGAAAACCGUGUCAGUUGUUGUAAAUCGUACACUGACUGCUUUAGUGCUAAGAAAUAUGAUGAACUAGAACGCACUUCGGCUGAACCUAGCUUAUUCACUUUAGUUUGUCAUUGGCUCGAAUCUACUCCUAUGUUAAAAGAUAAUAUCGUAUGGGACCAGUAUCGAAGAGCAGCGGAUCACUGGUUAGAAGGAUCUAUUGAGUCUGAUAUAUCUUGUCUGGAGAAACGCCGUAAGCUUAUGGACUCAGUGUUUAAAUGUGACCAGCACAAACGCUUAGUCGAACAGGGGAAUCGAACGUUUUCUCAUAUGGCACUAAAGGGUGCCAUAAUAGUAUAUGCGUACAGACACGAAAAAGGUUAUGCAUUGGCCAACAGAAUACUAGAAUCAUUGGUGGAUAUCGACACGCUUUUAUCAAAGUGGAGAUACAGUCAUUUCGUUAUGGUACACAAGAUGAUUGGAUCGUAUAGUUCCGGCACGGGUGGUACUAGUGGUUCAGAAUAUCUAAGAUCUACAUUAUGUGAUUCAUACCGAAUAUUCAUUGACUUGAUCAAUCUACCAGCACUAAUAAUACCUGCUAUAUACAUCCCACCAUUAAUAAAAUCACAAGGUAAAUAAAAUUACUAUUUCUGGAUUAAAAAUGUAUUGUUUAUUAAUGUGUGGAUUAUAAUGAUUAUAUUUUGGAUUUAAUAACUAUUAUAUAAUAUACUUAGCUAGAUUUUUUUAGUCACAGUAAUACCUUGCCAAAAUGUUUGUUAAUCCUUGAAAAAUUUUUAUAAAAGAUACCUAAUACUGUUUAAAAAAUAUAAUUAAUUGAAGCACAUAAAAAUAUUAAAUAAAUAUUUAUUUCAACAAGUUUUAAAGAAAGUGUGUAUUUUUUAAACUAAGUUUUCUACAAUCUAUGUAUUUACUUGUUACUAUAUAAAAUAAAUAUUUACGACUUACCUACCUAUAACAGCAAACUCUUACAUUCACUUAUAUUAACUUGUACUUCUAUUCUUGUAUAAUACUAUACGAGGUACAGCUAUGAUGAGCCAUCGUUGUUACAGAGGUAUAAGGUAUAAGUUGACACACAAAUAAAAGCUAUUGGUAGGUUGUAGGUAAGUUGUAGCCUGUAGGUACCUAUAGUUCAUGAGAUGCUGGCCACAAGUCACAACUCGACAUCACCUAUAUAUAGCUAUAUGCAUCUAUCAUAUGAUUAAUACUAAAUGAUAAUAUGAUAACCUUACCAAUAUUAAAUGUAAAACCCAAAUAAUGUGAUUUAAAUCUCUUACAUGUGUAGUCAAAAUAUUUUUGUCAUACCUACACCGAAAUUUAAGUUUUUGAUGACGAUUGAAGCGUCGGAAAGUGACCUUUAUUCCGUCCAGCCGGUAGUAAAGUGAGAAUCCCCAUAGUGCCGGGUAGUACAAUGGAUAACGCAAAAAAGUGCCGGGUGUUAAAACGGAAAUCCCCAAAAGUGCCUAUAUGGCUCAAUAAUAUUGUUCAAUUCGCUAUUUAAUAUUCGGUGUAUGGCGUGUUCAAAACUCAAAAAUUUUCAUCGAUCAUCUUAAAUUUCAAAAUACUUGUGCAAGCACCACUUUAAAUGGGAAUUUUCAAUUUUGGAAGAUGCUUUCUUAGUGCACACUUUCAUGGUGGUACAAAGGUACCAUGAAAAUGGCAAGUCUCAAGCUAUCAUUAAAUAAUUAUUUAGACACUCCGUUGAUCAGUCAGUCAGAACAUGUUCGAUUAUCUAAUACUAUAAAAUAUUAUUACAUAUAGUCAACCCGCCCGGCGUUGCCCGUGAGACACGCUUGUAUGAUUAUGCGAGCAGUAUAUUUUCAGGUAGGCAAUCCACCCGCGAGGUGCGUACGUAAUUAGUAAUUACUAAUUACGAAUGUUUUAUUAACACGUUGUUUAUGAUGUCCAUGUGUAGGUUCCCGGGACAACGGUAAAACAAUUAGUGUUAGGAAUACCAUUUUUACUAAGUUAUAUGGUUUUGACCAAGUAUAAUAGACAGGUCUAAAAAUAUAUUCAAUCACAAUUCAUAACCAAUAGCAACAUUACAAUUCACAAAAAUAUAUAAUUAUUUAGUUCAUUAUUUUGCUAGACAGAUGGUAUUUUUUCCAUCCAGAUAUCCUAUUUUUCCGGUGGAUUUUCCUAAAAUUUUCUUUUUCAUAUAAACAUUGUCCUGACAAUUACAAACAACAGUAAAAACUUUAUCAUACUAAAUGUAUGCCUAAAACCAUCUCCUUGAUGUCCUCUUUAAUUAAAAAAAACUGCUCAACGCCUUGACGAUUGAAUAAGUAAUUUCGGAUGCAAUCUAUUAGCGGCCGUAACAAAGAUUUCCAUUUUCACAUUUAUCUGUAUUACAUAUAUAGAUGGAAAGCCGGAUAGGACAUACCUAAUAUAUACAUGGUACAUGGUAUAAUUUCAAUACCUAUUAUUCCUAUUUUUGUUAUUACCUGCUAUUGCAAAAACCUAACUAAUUUUUCUCAUAUUUUGUUUUUAAGUUAUUUUUCUGUAUUAAUAUAAUUUGAUAAUAUUAGUGAUGGGGAUAUUAAAAUCUUGAUUGCAUAUUUGCAUGUCAUCACUUUGGUAACUAUAGUAUGCUCUUCGAUCACACUCAAGUACAUUGGGCACAUAAUACAGUAAAACUUCCGUUAACGGUCACCUCUAUGUAACGGUAAAUUCUUUUGGUCCCGUCGAGUGUAUCCUAGUGUUAUUCUACCUCUGUCGGACGGGCACCUCUAAAUAGCGGUCAUUAUUUACAGUCCCUUCGGUGACCGUUAUAUGGAAGUUCUACUGUAGAUGAAAUUUCAAUAUUUCAUCUAUCCUGUGAAAUGUAUGUGGUAUGCCCUAUUCAGUGUUCAUGUGUAUACAUAAUAAUAAUCUAUGUAUAAUCUAUGUGUUUCUGCUCUGGCGUUCUGCUUAUUUAUAUUGGUUUGGUAUUAUUAUAGUUUUGUGUUGGUUACUUAUAAUACGGUUAUACCUAAACGGCUAAACGUCACUCAGCAGUUAUGAUUGUCGAUUGCUAAUAAAUAAUAUAACCCCAUUUGGCCAUUUCAUUGAUUAUACUUCAUUAACUGACAGCGUAAACAAACCGAGGAUUAUAAAUUAUAAUAUAAGUAAAUUUUAAUUUGUAAUCCAUCAAUGCGCCUUGGCAUAUCGCCCAAUACAGAUAAAAAAAAUUAGUAUUUCUUAGAAUUACGGGAGUACCUACCUAUAAUAGUGUAUUAGUGUCAAUCAUUUCUGUACUAAUAAUCAACUUUUUUGUACCUUUAACGUCAUGGCGAUUGCUUUAACAUGAUAUAUCUAAUUCAUGUAAGUUAAAAAAGUAGGUACUUAUCCUAACACUUGAAAUCGUAAACGAGUACCUAUCAUAAAGUUCUUGAAGCUUAAACAAAAUAAUAUGUACUUUUCAUCUAGAGGUGUGUGUUUUCCCACUUUUGUCUUGUACUCUUGUUGUCGACGUUUAUGCUUUAAAUAGUGCUUCGUUCCACAAAUCACAAUGUUAUAAUACUAGUAUGAUUUAAAUUUUAAAGUAAA